AUGAAUACAGCGUUUGGAGCCAUCCCUAUCCUAUUCAGGCACCCGUCUGUCUACGGCCUGUCCCGGAUCACCAACAGCCUGUUCAUCAGCAAUGGGGAAGCCGCCAACAAUAAGAUGUUCCUCUAUGCCAACCAAAUCACCACUGUCAUUAAUGUUUCUGUGGAGGUGGUCAACACCUAUUUCCCAGACAUUUACUACAUACACGUCCCCGUAACGGACUCCCCCGCAUCUCGUCUUUACGACUUCUUUGACCCUGUAGCCGAUAAGAUCCACGCCGUGGAAUUAAACCAAGGCAGGACGCUGGUGCACUGUGUUGCAGGUGUCAGCCGGUCCGCCGCUCUUUGCAUAGCCUUCCUGAUGAAGUACCAUACCAUGUCUCUGGCAAAUGCACAUGCCUGGGUCAAAUCCUGCCGUCCUAUCAUCCGGCCAAACAUUGGCUUCUGGCAGCAGCUCAUCCAGUACGAACAAAAACUCUUUGGGAAAACCAGUGUCAGGAUGGUCCGCUCUCCGCUGGGGGUGAUUCCAGACCUCUAUGAAAAUGAAGUCAGAGUAAUGAUCGCCUUGUGACAAUCACAGGGCUGGUACUGUCCAGCCGUACCACGCAUGUUGAAUCAAUAUGAACAUCAACGCUAACAUUA
Molecule: messenger RNA, 638 nt
Organism: Elgaria multicarinata webbii
Lineage: Eukaryota; Metazoa; Chordata; Lepidosauria; Squamata; Anguidae
Gene: DUSP18
Product: dual specificity phosphatase 18
Exons: 1
Coding region: 1-567 (188 amino acids)
Biological process (GO): peptidyl-tyrosine dephosphorylation
Cellular component (GO): cytoplasm
Molecular function (GO): protein tyrosine phosphatase activity; MAP kinase tyrosine/serine/threonine phosphatase activity
Source: RefSeq, a predicted model, not a curated record